This is a messenger RNA of Hypomesus transpacificus, 1964 nucleotides long. RefSeq names its product ATPase H+ transporting accessory protein 2 (gene atp6ap2). The coding region runs from base 40 to 1128 and encodes 362 amino acids. Gene Ontology annotation, biological process: positive regulation of Wnt signaling pathway. The record is from RefSeq and is a predicted model, not a curated record. Gene Ontology annotation, cellular component: membrane; external side of plasma membrane. Gene Ontology annotation, molecular function: signaling receptor activity. The transcript has 9 exons. NCBI's taxonomy places the organism in Eukaryota, Metazoa, Chordata, Actinopteri, Osmeriformes, Osmeridae.
GUCAGCUGAUCACUCAUAAGCUCUCUAGCAAGGAGAAAGAUGUCGCUGGAAAAUCACCGAAGGAUGGACUCCCUGUUUGUCCUAGUGUUUGUGUUCUUGUCAGCCGUAACGUCAGGAGUCAGUGGAGACAGACUGACCGUACUGCAGGCACCAGAGUAUGUGUCUUUUCAAAAGGGAGAUUGGAUGAUCUCAGGAGAGAAGAUCCCAGACCUGGUGGCUCUCACCAUGGGCUUUUCCAUUCAGGAGGAUCUUUCUUGGCCAGGUCUGCGGGCUGGUCCAUUGUUCCAACGUCCCAGGGCCAACAUGCUGGUGGUUGUGCGUGGAGUUGACAGCCUAAACCUGCCCCAGAGUGUGGCCUCUUACCCCUUGGAGAAUCCUGUACCCUUUACGCUAGACAGCGUGGCUGAGACGGUCCACUCUCUGUUUUCUGAGGACACUCCUGUUGUACUUCAGCUGGCUCCCAGCGAUGAGAGGUUGUACAUGCUGGGCAAGGCCAAUGCCGUGUUUGAGGACCUUCCUGUCACCCUCCAGCAGAUGAGAGCACGUCUAUCUCAGGACGGCUCUGUAGUUACCUCCCUGCCCCUCAACUCACUCAGCCGCAAUGCAGAGGCUGAUCUUCUCUUCUUGUCGGAGGUCCAGGUUCUGCAUGACAUCACAGCUCUGCUUCAGAGGCACCGCCACCUAGCCAAAGAUCACUCCCCUGACCUCUACUCGCUGGAGCUCUCUGGCCUGGAAGAGCUGGGACGCCGCUACGGACAAGACUCCAACCAAUACCGGGACGCCACGGCCAUCCUCACUGCUGUCUUGCAGAAGUUCGGUGAGGACCUGUAUGGUCUCUAUGGCAACAAUGCUGUGGUGCAGGUAGUCACGGUGAAGAACUUUGAGGCACCAUUGACCAGAAAGUCACGUUCAAUCCUUGAGUCCAAACAAAUUAGCAAUCCAGGCAGCCCCUAUAAUCUGGCUUACAAGUAUAAUUUUCAGUAUGCAGUCAUCUUUAACAUAAUUCUGUGGCUGAUGAUCAUCCUGGCCCUUGCCGUCAUUGCCAUCGCCUACAACCUCUGGAACAUGGACCCCGGCUAUGACAGCAUCAUCUACAGGAUGACCAAUCAGAAGAUCCGGAUGGACUGAGAUCCACCCUUUUGUUUACAUUCCCAAACUCUCCCAUGUUUAGUCUUUUAGUCAGUGUGUUCAUUUUUUGUUUGUCUGAAACUACAUUGUGUGAAGAAAUACUGUAUCUUGGGCCAAUACCAAACCAACCCCUGGUCUCUGUAUACAUCUGUCAAGAUUUUAUUGGAAAACUUAAAUAUUGUGGGACCUGCCUGAUGUUGUGGAUGUUGUUUCACUAAUGCUCAUUGGUCAAUUCUACAUUGUACCAAAUGGGAUUUUACAUCCAUUCAGAUCUACAUUGGGGCCUAAAGACAAUAGAUAUUGGCUUGUUAUGAAUGUCUUAUCAAAGUGUUAAGUAAUGGCUAUUUUUGGCCACUAAAACAUAAUCUAUCACAUACAUUUACAAAUAAAAUUUGACCGGUAGUUAAGAGUUGUGGAAGUAGCCUGCUGAAGUAGCCUGCUGAUCUUCAUGUAUUGGUUAGCUGUACUAACUAUAACAGUUCAACUUUGACAGUUCAACUGUAAAUUGAUACUGUGAAGCUUUCAAACCCUCACUUUUCACAUGUAUCCAUUUAGGUUGUCCCUUCCUUAAUGGUCGUAAUUCCCUUACUUUCUCUGGUGGUUCCAACAUUUGGUUGAAUCAGAUUAUUAUUGUGAUGCCCUGACCGACAUAACUUGUGUGUAGUUUGUUUUGCAAUAUGAAACUGUUGUAAGUUAGGUGAAAUGUAGGUGUGUACAUAUUAAGAUGGAUAUAAAAUAAGAAUAUCUUAAAUUAAACUGGCUUUAUCUGUAUUGUGAUGAAGGUGUAAUUUUAUCCCCUGUGUGCUAGCAUGGAUUAAAAAACUGUUGACGUGAAA